GUUAAGGAUUUUCCAAAAGUAAUGAAAGAUACUAAACCACAGAUCAAAAUGCUUAAAGCAGCACAAGCAGGAUAAAUAGGUUUAAAAGGAAAAAAAAAAAAAGUAGUUGUAUAGUCAAACUGUCGAAAGCCAAAGGUGAACAGAAAAUCUUAAGGGCAGCCAGAGGGCAGUUCCAUAGGUAGAGACGUUGGGGGAAACCCUCCAGGUGGCAGAAACAGCAGGAGCGAAGGCCGGGGCACGGGGGGUGGGGUGUGAGAAAGUGCAGGGAACACCUGAAGGACAGUGAUGAAGCCACUUGAACUGCAGCCUGCUGCAUGGAGGGGCGGGGGCUGGGCGGCAGAGCCAUUGGGAUGUAAGUCCCAAGUUGAAGAGGCCUUAAAUGCCACGGAAGGGAAUUUAUUCUGUAGUCAGGUGGGGAGCCCCUUGGCUCUGAAGCACCACCCAGAGCCUUGAAUUUUGUCAUGCUUUUUGAUGCAUCUAUUGAAAUGAUGGUGUGGUUUUUCUUCCUUUAUUCAGUUACUCUCAUGAGUUGGCAUUCACUGGUUUUCGAAUGUUGAGCCAACAUUGCCUUCCUGGGUUGAAUCCACUCUGUCGUGACUCCCUAGGCUUCUUAUGUAUUAUUGAAUUCAGUUUGCUAAUAUUUUGCUCGACAUAUUUGCUUGUGAAGGGUAUUACUCUGUAGUUUUCCUGUAGUAGCCUUGUCCGAUGAAUGGUAUCAGGGUAAUACUGGCAGUUUUGGUGUCCAUGUAAUAUAGGCCUCAAAAUCACUUGGGAAGUGUUCCUUUCUCUGUAUUCUGAAACAGUUUCUGUAGGUUGGUAUUACUUCUUCCUUAAAUGCUUGACAAUUUGCUGGUAAAGACAUCUGGGCAUGAAGUUUUGCUGGUGUUCUGUUUCUUUUUUUUGUUGUCCUUUUUGUUUGUUUUUGCACUAUUUCAUUUUAAAGGAAAAUUUUAAAUUAUGAAUUCAGUUUUCUUAAUAGAUAAAGGGCUAUUCAGGUUUUCUGUUUUGAGUCAGUUCUGAUAAAUGGUGUUUUUUCAAGAGAUAUGUCCAUUUCAGCUAAACUGUCAGAUUUAUUUGGUAAAAAAGGUCACUGCAUUCCUUUAUUAUCCUUUUAAUGCCUGUAGUCUUAGUGAUGUCCCCUGUUUCAUUCCUCAUUGUGGUAAUUUGUAUCUUCUUCCUGUUUUUCUUGAUCGGUCUAAUUAGAGGUUGUCAACUUUAUUGACAUUUUGAAAUGACCAGCUUUGGUUUUAUCGAUUUUUUUCCUAUUGUUUGCCCAUUUUCUGUUUCUUUGAUUUGUGUUAUUUAUUAUUUUCUUCUUUCUGUUUAUGUUGAGUUUAAUUUGCAUUUUUCUAGCUUCUUAAGGUGGAAAGUUAGAUGACUUACUUUAAACCCUCUUUUCCAAUUUAAGCAUUUAAAACAGUGAAUGUCCCUGUAAACACUGCUUAAGCUGCAUUCUAUGUAUUUUGAUAUUUUGUAUUUUAGUUUUCAUUUAGUUCAAAAUAUUUUCUAAUUUCUCUUGUGAUUUCUUCUUUGAAUUAUAGUUUAUUUGGAAGUAUAUCAUUUAAUUUCCAAAUAUUUGGAGAUUUUCCGUGUAUCUCUUUGUUACUGAUUUUAAUUAUUAUGGGGUUGGAGAAUGUACUCUAUGAUUUCAGGCUUUUAAAGUUUGAGGCUCAUUUUAUGGCCCAGAAUAUAGUCUAUCUUGGUGAAUAGCUCAAGUGCGCUUGAAAAGAACGUGUGACCUUGAGCAGGUCUCGUCACUUACUCUGAACUUGAGGUGCCUUGUCCGUACGCUGCCCUUCUCACCUGUGGGUAAGAAGCAGGCAGUGGGGAGCUUUGAGAUGUGGGGAGCUCUUGGUCCUGUAGGCGACAUGCCCUGUCUUUUGACCUUGCAGAUGGAGUGUGAGGCGGAGCGCCGCCCCUUGGGUGUGUUUGAGUGCCAGCUCUGUGCCUUAACUGCUCCGUAUAGCUACGUGGGGCAGCAGCCCCCCGGCACCAAGUCUGUCGUAGGUUUGGGCCAUUCAGCCCACUGGCACCACUUCCUGCCCUGCAGCCUCCUGGAGGAGAGCUACGUCAUGAGGGACCCCUUCACACCCGACAAGGACAGAUUCCUGAUCCUCGGCUCGAGAUGCAGCUCAUGCGGCAGGCUGGUGUGCGUGGGCCCGGAAUGCAGUUUAUUCUACUCCAAGAGAUUUUGCCUCCCCUGUGUCCGGGAGAACAUUGAUGCUUUCCCUCAGGAAAUUCAGCAAGACUUGGAGAAAAGGAAAGUGCCAUCCAAGAGGCCUGCCAGCCAGCCUGGUUCUCGAACAUGAGUCCAGUCGGGUACCAGGUCCGCAGCAGUGCGCUGCAUGGGGCUCCUGGCCAGCGGGCUUCUGUGGCCUGGCUCAGAGAUGGGGCCAAGCUGAGAGCUGCUGUCACUGACCUUGUUUCUGGGCCAUCGGGAGCCGUGUCUGCAGCCAGAGGGAGCUGGGGUCCGCCUGCAGCAGCAACAGGGCCAGGAGCCACGCAGAGAGGGCGCCCAAAAGGCAGACCCCAGACCCCGGUGCUCCGAAGACCGCAGCACCCCCGCCCUCACGGCGCCCACCUUAGCAAUUGGUGAGACACUGAUUGUGGGCUCUCCACGUGCCUGCCAGUUCUUAGAGGGCAGGAACUGCUCUGUCCGAUUCUGUAGUUUCCGCAGGACCAGCGCACACUGCCUGGAGGGUGUUAGAAACGUGUUUGAUGAGAGUAUGAAUAAAGGUUUUACUGACCGA
Delphinapterus leucas (beluga whale) is the source of this 2750-nucleotide messenger RNA. RefSeq names its product cysteine rich DPF motif domain containing 1 (gene CDPF1). NCBI's taxonomy places the organism in Eukaryota, Metazoa, Chordata, Mammalia, Artiodactyla, Monodontidae. The record is from RefSeq and is a predicted model, not a curated record.